AUGAAACCAUUAUUAUGCUCAAAAAAUACAAUUAAUGAAUGUUUAGAAAUUAAUAAAUACACAAUCAAAGCUGUAUGUUUAAUGAUGACAAAAUCAAGUGAUCAACAAUAUGAAGAAAUUAUAAAACAAAUGGCAAAUAUCCCAAUUGCUGAACGUCAAUCGGCAAUUGAUAAAAUUUUCUCAACUUAUACACCACUUAUUGAUGAACUUACGUCGAAGAUUGUGGAAAUUACAAAACAGAUGCAAGAAGGAACGAAUUCCUUUGGAGGUGUUGCCUUUUUAAUACACAAAUCAAUCAAAUAUAAAAUAGUAAUUAAGGAAUUGAAUUCUAUCUUAAUUGAAAUUGUAACAAUACCUGAACCAACUAGCGUUGGUGCAGUAUAUGUACCUCCCGGAUCAAUUUCUCCAUUUCAACUUUUUACGAAAUGUAGAAAUAAACUUUUUUAUAUCUUUGGAGAUUUCAAUGCUAAACAUACAGAUUGGGGAUGUGAAAGAACUAAUGUUAGUGGAAAUCAAAUUGUUUCAUGGUUGGAAUUAACUGGAAAUGAAAUGAUUAUACCUGAUAAACCAACCUCUCGAAGAUCCAACGCUAUCACUGAUUUCAGUUUAACGCAUGAUGCCACCGGCUGGCACACCGAAGUGAUUGAUAAAGGUACAUCAGAUCACUUUCCUAUAUUAUUACAGUCUCCUCUAUGUGUUCCUUUAACAUCAGUAUUUAAAAAAAACAACUGGAAGUUCUUUACAUUCUUUCUUAAUACUGUUUAUGAAUAUUGGUUGUCUCUUGUAUACAACUAUGAUGAACAAUUCUUUUUUACUCAAUUCUCGGAAUUUCUAACAAGUCUUUGGGAUAGAUGUAGUACUUAUAAAUCGGCAAGGCAAUAUCGACCACCAUGGCCACCUCAUCUGGUUGCUCUGGCUCGUGAAGUAAAUAGAAGAAGACGUAUACAUAGACGUAAUAAAACUGAAACCAACCUGUAUAUGUUUCUACAGGUAAAGACGCUUUUUAUUGACGAACGUUCUCAUUUAACUCAAAAAAAAUAUGACUCCAAACUAGAACGUAUCGUGAAAGAUCAGAACAUUUGGAAUUUUGUUCGCCCUACCUUUCACUCGUUUUCUCCCCCAUUUCGUGGAUUAACUGUUAAUGCAGUCAUAAUGAAAAAUCCUAAAGAUAUAGUUGAUACACUAGCUAAUCAUUAUGAGCAACAUUUUGCUGAACCUACACCUGAUAUGAACAAUGAAAUACAACGAAAAUAUAUAUCUACUUAUAAUAAAAUUUCUCUUCUGUCCAAUAUUCCAUUAGAGAGAAUACUUCCUAUUCCCAAAAGUUACACAUUCCUGCAUCGCCUUCUGACCCGAAAUCCCUUACCAUCAAUUCCAGAAAACCUAAAACGACCCUUUCCCUCAAAUACAUGCCACAACCAGGAAUUCCUGAUACGUAGUUCCUUUCAAAUCCAACUCUCAACAUCCAAUUCCUGAUCAUUCCGGGUAAUUCCAGAAUUCGAAGGAUAUACUGAAUAACGAAAUGAUCAUCUUAAAAGAUCUAUUCGAUAUCAAAGCGGAAUUCCGGAAUUUGUGCAUAUCCGGAAUCACUAGGAAAUGCAGGAAUUCCUGGUCAUUCCAUAUCGAUGCAAUUCCGGAAUUCUAAAACGGAAUUGCAUCUUUAUUUCUAUAGCAAUGUUCAGUUGAACAUGAAUACCAGCUUAUGCAAGAAUUGGUAGGAAUUCCGUAAAAUUCGAUGGCAUGGGUAGGAAUUGGAUGUCAGGAAUUCCGGAAUUGAAUGAUGAUGAGUUUGUUGGCCUUAUGCGAUGCAGGAAUGUGUAACUUUGCGAAAUAGGAUGACUGCUCCCAUUAGACCCGAUACCAAUAAAUGAAGUAAUUAAGGAGUGGAGAAAAAUGGCAGCGAAAAAAUCUACAGAUAGUGUUGACACCUGAGCUUUUUUUAUUGAAAAAACUUCCGGAACAAUAUUUGAACAUAAUGACCGUAUUGUUCAAUAAGUGCUCGGAUAAAGGUGAAUUUUUUCUGGCUGCAAAACAUGCCAAAGGAAUAUGUAUCCCGAAGGAAGGUGUUUACCCGUCCCCUAAUAGACUACGACCUAUAUCAUUACUUCCAAAUAUUGAAAAGUGCUUUGAACGUAUCGUUCACAAUUGUAUACAAUCGUGGUGCAAGAAUAAUAAUAUAUACAUUGAUGAACAAUCUAGUUUUUCUCCUGGUAGGCGAUUACAGACAAGAACAAUUUCCCUUAUUGAAGAAUUAAGAAUGACUGUUGCAGCGAACAAUCGACCUGCGUUAGUAAUAUUCAUCGACUUUUUAUGUACUUUCGAUAGAAUGUGGACCCCUACUCUCAUUGCUAAUUUGUACGAACUGAAUAUGCCAUUACCACUUUUAAAAUGGAUAUUCAACUGGUUAAAAGAUAGAUCCUUUUGCAUCCACUAUGGUGAUGAAAAGUCUCGUAAAGUCCAAAUGAAAAUAGGAGCUCCCCAAGGCUCUGUUAUUGCUGCAACCCUAUUCAGACUUCAUAUACACUGUCUUCCCUUGUAUUUUAAAAAUGUUGAACUUCACCUUUUUGCUGAUGACCUUGCUCUUGUUCUAUCUGGUUCACUUGAAAAGAAGUUCUGUGUAAAUGUUAAAGAACUGGAAGACAAAGCAGCUUUAAUCUUAAAAAGGUUGGGAAAAUUUGCAGAUGAUCUAAUUCUACCAGUAAAUAUAUCCAAAACAAAAGCUCUUCUUGUCCACAGUAUUGUAUCUCCUUCAUACCCCCAUCUCAAUUAUAAGUUGCAACCAAUUGCAUAUGUUAAAAGAUUUAAAUAUUUAGGAGUAUAUAUUUCUACAAAAUUAGGAUGGGAUACUUACAUUAAUGAAUGUCUGCAAACUAUAAGUAAAAUCUAUAACGGUAUGAAAAUAGUAUUUAAAACGAUUAAAAUGAAGGAUAUCAACGUACGAAGAAAAAUUUCCUUUCAUUUGCUCUUCCACAUUACUUAUGGUUAUUUUCGACAUGGUUCUACUACACUGAUAAACAAAAAGAACGCAUUGAACAUACGUUUUGUCACGGACUUAGAAUUGUAUAUAAUCUACAUCAGUGGGAUGAUAUAACAACAUUAGAUCUUGCUAGAGAUAAAUCACUACGUGAUUAUCUGUUUACAUAUUGGCGUCGACUAGUUUUACAUUUGCUUAACUCCCCUGAAGCCCUUUCUUUCCAACUGACCUGGAAUGCAUAUCUUACCAUUACGUCUCUUGAUAAUAGCUGGUUCAAGUCAAUGGGAUUUCGUAAGAACAGUAGUUUUCCAAAUAGAUUAAUUGAUCAAGUGAGGCACUGUCUAAUUGACUGGAUAGAUUUUGAUGUAGUUCAUGAUAAACAAUACGAAUACUUUAGGAAAUCAACAAAUAUGAUAAACUCCUUCAUAUAUAAAUACUAUCUUUUACCACCUUAGACCUUUGAUAUCUAAGUUACAAUUAAUAAUCUGAACCUGAGAAUGAAACGAUUUAACCCUAAUUAUAUAAUGACACAUUAAUUAAACCUGGAAAUCGAUCUUGUGAUACCGUCAAUGAAUGCAUGGUGUUAUCUAGAUAUUGUCCUCAGAAUGAUAAAACUGUUAUAUGUAUCAUUUUUAUUUAUUGUUUUUCUUCGUCUACUACUUCUUAUUGUUUGUUGUCGUUGUUCUAUUGUUCUACAGUUAGUAGUCCCUUUUAUUAUAUUCCUUGAUACUGCUCGUUCUUACUAUAUAUUCUGUUACUACUUUUAUUUACCUUAUUGGGUGUUUGUUAUGUGACAUUACUUUCAUUAUAACUAUUACUUUAUCUAGUAGUGUACUGCGUUACUCCCUGUAUUUGGUGUUUCAUGUUCGUUUUUCCAUUGUCUCUCUUUUAAUAUCUCCCCUGUGAACCAGUUACUUAUGGCACAAUAAAAGUAGAUAUUAAAAAAAAAAAAAGUAUAAGAACAGAAAUGAAAGUAAAGAUAUCGAAUCAGAAUAGUCAAUAUACUUGAAAUCGUUAACGUUGAGAUGAGUUUAAUACUUUUAUACGAAGAAAACGAUAAACAAUAAGUAAUACUUGUUUAAGACAUCCGAAUACUAAAAUUGAGUUCUGAAAAGAAAAUUCAUCGUCUAAAAAAUAAUCAUGCAUUAAUGAAAUAAUAUAUUUUCAAGAUUAUCAAUUGAACUAGUUUUUAAAAAUGAUUGUUUUUUUUUAACUUUUCCCCGUAUUAUAUUACGUUUUAAAUAUUCGAGCAGCACUACAAUAAGUACAUUGUAUAGCGCAAUCAAAGAGCUUCUGUUCUUAGUUAUUAGUAGUCCAUGGUGACGCGGUAUUUUCUAGUUCGCAAUAAAUAUUGAAAUCAAAUUUUCAGUUCACCUUUUUCAAUUGAAGAUAAAUAGCUUAUGUUUCAAUUAUGUUCCUUAUUAUUAUUGUCUUUGUUCUUUUUUCAUUUAACU
Molecule: messenger RNA, 4428 nt
Organism: Rotaria sp. Silwood2
Lineage: Eukaryota; Metazoa; Rotifera; Eurotatoria; Philodinida; Philodinidae
Source: the annotation of a GenBank genome assembly